UAUAUAACAAACUCCUUCCGGUAAUAAUAAGAAUAAUAUCCUUUCCCACCCUUUAAAACCAACAAAAAACAUGUCUCCUCGUUACCGGAUUCUCGCCGGAAAAAAUUCAACCACCACACCACCACCGCUGCCGGAGCCAAACAAUGUCGACUCCGACUUCGUCGUCAUCCUCGCCGCCUUCUUAUGCGCCUUAAUAUGCGUACUCGGCCUCGUAGCCGUGGCGCGCUGCACCUGGCUCCGCCGGAUCUCCGGCAUAGUGAUCUCCGGCCGUACCGAUCAGCCGCCAUCCGCCGCCGCAAACAAAGGGCUUAAAAAGAAGGUGUUGAAGACCCUGCCGAAGCUCACGUACUCAUCGGAAACAAUUGCGGCCACCGUAUCGGAUUGUGCUAUAUGCUUGACGGAAUUUGUCGCCGGAGAUAUGAUACGAGUGUUGCCGCAGUGUGGUCAUGGGUUUCAUGUCACGUGCAUUGACACGUGGUUUGGUUCGCACUCGUCGUGCCCGUCUUGCCGGAAAGUUUUGGUUCCGGUGUCGAGAUGUAAGAAAUGUGGCGAAUCGCCGGAUGCCGGUUUGACCGGAGAAACUAGCGGUUCGGUUGAUAGGGUGUUGGUGUAGUCCGAUGACCGGUUUGAAUUGUUUUUAUUUGUAGGUAGGAUUAGAAGUGUAAAAUUGAAAAAGGAAAUGAAAUGAAUUACGUUACCGUUUGUAGCC
Messenger RNA from Helianthus annuus (common sunflower), 709 nucleotides. RefSeq names its product RING-H2 finger protein ATL8. NCBI's taxonomy places the organism in Eukaryota, Viridiplantae, Streptophyta, Magnoliopsida, Asterales, Asteraceae. The record is from RefSeq and is a predicted model, not a curated record. The transcript has a single exon. Bases 71 to 613 code for a protein of 180 amino acids.